AUGAGUUCAACAUUAGUAAAAUUAUCAUUUUUAUUCAUAUUCAUUAUUGCGCGUAAUGUAAAAUCAGAAGUGGAUCCUUUACAAGUCUUAGGAGCUGGAUUCGAAAUCAUAAAAUCUGCCAGCAAUCCAUUAGAAUUUGGGAAAUCUCUUCUUGACUUUGCUUCGUUAAUAUCUUCGGAUGCUUCAGAGAAUGAAAUCGGUGACACUCUCCGUGUCAUCAACGAUAAGUUAGAUGCUAUUUCUGAAAACCUUGAAAAGUUUAAGGUUGAAGUCGACAGCGAAUUAAAACAGAUAAAAUUACUCGUAGAUACGAAACCUCUAAUAACAACAUUUUGGGGCCUUGGAAGCGAUAUAGACCGUGAUUACAAGACACUCAAACAAAUAUUAAAAGGACAUAGCACUUUGCGAUCUUUGAAUAGCUUUGCAAAUGGUGUUAUUGAUCAUCGUAAUGGUGUUACACACACUUUAGAGAGUAUGCACGCAAAAUUAUAUGCAGAAGAGGGAAAUAUUGUUUAUAAAUAUUCGACGCAGUAUGAGUUGAUUCUUUUGCCUGUUUGUCCGAGUCGCCUUUCGCAGGCAAAAACUAUUCUGCUUUUUUAUCUAGCGCUUCACAACGCUGAAUUGAAAGGAUUGGCUGUACUUGCGUACGCAUUGAAACAAUACUACAGCACAAUCGAGCAAACAGAUCAAACAGAAGAAGACUUGGAAACAGAACUAGAUGAUGUGAAACAAAAUUUCAUUGAAAGAUCAAAUGAAGCGUUCAGAAUUUUGGAAAAAACAAUGAGCAAAAUUUCUCGUGCGUUGUGGAACUGUACUUUAGAAACUCCUCGAGAAGGUGUCACUUAUGCGCAGUUUGGCCCAUUUAUAUAUAGGACAUUCGAACCUGCGGACACCAUAUCAAAGAUGUUUACUGGCUAUUCAUGUCCCGCCAUACAAAAUACUCAAAGUGUCUGUCACGAAAGUUCUAGAUCUACGUGCCAUCAAUUAACGUAUUGUCGUGGAAAAGUAAAGUCUUGCGAAUCAUUGGCCGGAAAAAUAAGAGUUUGUCAAACAUCGAAUGAUAAAGCGCGCAAGUACGAUUAUGCGGAAUACUCUUGGGGAAAGAUUAUAGGACAAAAAGAUCAAGAAUGCAGAGGAAGAAUAUAUGAACACAAAGCUAGAGUAUACGUGAAUGGUUACAUGGGCUCAUUCACUGAAUACGACAGUUCAUGCCUUUGCUCAUGUGAAAAUCCCGAUUUAAACGUUUACAUCAAUUUGAGGGAAGUUGUAUCUGAUGUGCAUGAAAAUAAGGUCAUCACAGGCAUUCGCAUUAGAAAAAUCAAUGAUGUUUUUCAUCUUCAAGUACAGCAAGCCAAACUUUUGCCAUCAGUUGCAAUUGAUCUGAAAACUAAGUCUUGGGUAAAAGUCAACGAGUAUAAGACAUCUGAUAAAGGCGUUUCGGAAGGCAACGAUUAUCAUAAAUUGAGCUGGGAUCUUAGAUCAUUCGAACUGGACGACGUUGAGCUCGAUAGAAAAUACGUUGUAACUGGUGCGAGAUUCACUGUAGAUAAAGGUCUUAUAAGAUUGAAAGUUCGAGGCACUCGAUUUAAUUUUCAGAAUGGAAAACUCAAAGUUAAACAACAUUUGUGGCACCAGCACACAAAAUCUAAAGACCAGCUGAAACACUUUGGAUUGGAAUACACAGAUUUGCCGACUAAAUAUCCGAUAAGCCAGCCCGUUAUUACGGAUCCAGGACAAUAUAUGACUUUGACGACGAGUAGUAUGGAUGAUGAUGUCGGACAAAGUGUUGUACCAUUCGUAGAGUUGAAGCCGAUUGAAUCAGAAAUCCCUAAUGUUGCAUUAUCUGGAAUUGGAUUGAUACAUAAAAGCUACCAAAAGAAUGCAGCUGGAUAUCUUGCGCCAAAAAUUUUAACUUAUAAUUUCACUUGA
This is a messenger RNA of Trichogramma pretiosum, 1929 nucleotides long. RefSeq lists its product as uncharacterized. The coding region runs from base 1 to 1929 and encodes 642 amino acids. Lineage: Eukaryota; Metazoa; Arthropoda; Insecta; Hymenoptera; Trichogrammatidae. The record is from RefSeq and is a predicted model, not a curated record. The transcript is spliced from 7 exons.